AUGGGUUUCUUGAACUGCUUCCGCAGCUCUAAACGUGAACCAGACCGGACUCCUAAUAGCAAACCCAUCACUGCUCACCAAGAGAGAUCAGAAGAUGAGGUUUCCAAAAUCGACAAUGUCGACUCGACUCCAAGAUCGAAUCCAAAACGAAGCCCGCCAAAGACAUAUGUUCCUACGACCUAUCAACCUACGACAGGCCCCGCAAGCAAGCCGGAGACUUGGAAGACGUAUAUUCCCACCGGUCACCCGGUGACCAAAUCAGAUCAGCCUUCCACAAACGGAUCAAUUGGCAGAUCGAAAUUAAUUGGGUUGUAUCGAUCCAAGAAGACAGAAGAACCGAAGACUGAGGCACAGGACGAUGUAAAGACUGGUGCACAAGAGGCAGAGCCAGGAAAGCAGUGGGUUAAGGUGAAGGUACUGCGUCAACAUGGGUAUGCAUGGGACGUGCCGUAUGAGUAUAGAUGGACAACGAUGCCUGUCAAGGGGGGUGGCAUGGCAGGGAAGGAUAAAGACAGGCCGUCGACGUCGAAGGAGUCUGACGUUAUUUAUGGAAGGUCUAGUCCGCCGUCUGAAGUUGAUGUGACGGAGAAGAAAGAUGGUGAAAAGGUUGAAGGGCUGACGGGGGAGGGAGCUUCGUCGUCGUCUCCGGGGGGUGAGGGCUCAUCUGCGAGGGAUACGGCAUCAGAUAUUGUCGACAAAGAGGAGGUGGCUGAUAAGGGAAUCAGAGUGGUCCAGAAAGAGGAAACACCAUCACCAUCCUCCUCCUCCUCCGCACGUACACUCGUGAAAUCAACUCCACCAUCACCCCUCGACGCUGACGAGAAGGAAGUCGAAAACGUGGUCGCAAUCAAAGCAGAAGUCAAACUAGUAGGCAUCUCAGGCUGUUCCAGCUCUGGCAAAUCCACCCUCGCAUUUCUCCUCAGCGAAAUCUUCAACCCCACCCCCCAAGACUCAACCGGCAAGCGUUUUCUAACCCAAGACGAUUUCUUCCGUCCAAAAAAGGACAUCCCACAUACCACAUUCACCGACGCAGAUUGUAAAUUUGCGUGUCGAAGCGCGACCCAAAAAUCCGGAGAUGGGUUUUACAGUUUUACGCAUUAUAAUUCUAGAGGGGUUGUGAGAUGGAGAAUCGAGGGUCCGAAUUGCGAUGGUGCUGCUGCUGUUGAUUUCCACAAGUUGAGAGAGGCGGUUGCGAGUUUGAAGGAGUUUGGAGAAGUGUCAAUGAGUCUGGAGUUGGUGAGGGUGAAGAGUAAACUUGGGUUGGUGCAGGAUACUGGGGAAGUUGCUGGUGAGGCGACGAAGGCUAUACCGACGUUGCAGUCACAUCGAUCGCAGAGUGAGGCUCCGGCCAUGGAGGGUAAGGCAGUCAAGUUCGCGUUCGUGGAGGGGUUUAGGUUGUUUGCGGAUCCGAAGGUAAGUCCUGGACCGAAGGCGUUGGAUUGGGAUCGCCAUAUCAUCCAUGCGAAACUCGAUAUUCCAAUUUUCUUGCCUACGUCUAAGGAAGUGGCCAAGACACGGCGCUUUUCACGACAGGCGUAUAAAGAUCUUCCUGAAGGUGAUCGUGCACCGGGACAUAUGUGGAAGAGCGAGGGAUACUUUGAGCAGGUACUUUGGCCUGAGUAUAUGACCGAAUUUGGCUGGUUGUUGGAUCAACUUGGUGAUGAAAAGGUCAAAAAUGGUGGACAGGUUGAUGGAGUUUGGGUUAGGGAUGGAGAUGAUCUAGGUGUUGAGGAGACGGUUCGGUGGGUUGUUGAUUUACUUCUUAAGGAGGCGCAUUUGGCGGCAGCAACCUAG
Glarea lozoyensis ATCC 20868 is the source of this 1794-nucleotide messenger RNA. RefSeq names its product P-loop containing nucleoside triphosphate hydrolase. The record is from RefSeq and is a predicted model, not a curated record. Lineage: Eukaryota; Fungi; Ascomycota; Leotiomycetes; Helotiales; Helotiaceae. The transcript has 3 exons. The coding region runs from base 1 to 1794 and encodes 597 amino acids.